Molecule: messenger RNA, 1074 nt
Organism: Oncorhynchus masou masou (cherry salmon)
Lineage: Eukaryota; Metazoa; Chordata; Actinopteri; Salmoniformes; Salmonidae
Product: transmembrane protein 144-like
Exons: 11
Coding region: 1-1074 (357 amino acids)
Biological process (GO): carbohydrate transmembrane transport
Cellular component (GO): membrane
Molecular function (GO): carbohydrate transmembrane transporter activity
Source: RefSeq, a predicted model, not a curated record
AUGAACACUGAAGUAAGAAGAUUACCUUUACUCGGUUCAUCGAACACGACUGAAAUGACUUAUGGCUUUGUUGCAAACAGUAUUGCUGUGAUCUUGUAUGGCAGCAACUUUGUCCCUGUCAAAAAGAUAGAAACUGGUGAUGGGAUGUUUUUCCAGUGGGUGAACUGUGCAUCCAUAUUGGUUGUUUCGAUGAUUGGUGACUUGAUGCUCCACUCCCCCAAAUUCCAUCCGUUGGCAAUGCUGGGAGGUGCAGCCUGGGCCACAGGCAGUUUGACAGUUGUCCCCGUAGUAAAAGCCAUUGGCCUUGGACUUGGAGUUUGUAUUUGGGGAUCCAGCAGUUUGCUGAUGGGCUGGAUAAGUUCAAGGUUUGGAUUGUUUGGUAUUGAAGCACAGGAAGUUGCCAGACCAGUAUUGAACUACUGUGGUGCUGGUUUGUGCUUGUUGAGUGGACUCAUUCUUUUCUUUGUGAGGACUAAUGUUGGAGAACAUCCACAUUCAGAAUGCACCCCCUUACUGAUUAACAGGAUUGUGAAUUCUGGUGUCUAUGGGCCUUCGGAGUCCUGGGUGGAUGUCAUGGGAGCAAAGAGAAAACGCUGUGUAGGCUGCUUGUUGGCUGUUGUUGCAGGCCUGUUGUAUGGGGCCUCCUUUGUUCCAAUCCUCUACAUAAAAAGCCAUGCGGCAGACCACGACAGCAUCUGCUAUGGAGCCAGUCUAUACGAUCUUGACUAUGUGUUUGCCAUGUGCUGUGGAAUCUACCUCACCAGCACGGUGUAUUUCUCCAUCUACUGUGCAGUCAUGAGGAACAGACCCAGGCUGUUCUCCAGAGCCAUCCUGCCAGGCUUUUUGUCAGGUCUGAUGUGGACGUUGGCCACUUAUUGCUGGUUUCUGGCUAACAACUACCUUAGUGCCGUGGUCACCUUUCCCAUCGUCUGUGCAGGUAAUUGUCUAGUUGCAGCUCUGUGGGGAAGUCUGGUUUUCAAAGAAGUCAAAGGUUUGGUGAACUGUUCAAUCUUCAUAGUAGCCUCCUGUGUUGUCCUGACUGGAUCAAUGUUGACGGCCUUCUCCAAUGUGUAA